Drosophila serrata is the source of this 776-nucleotide messenger RNA. RefSeq lists its product as uncharacterized. NCBI's taxonomy places the organism in Eukaryota, Metazoa, Arthropoda, Insecta, Diptera, Drosophilidae. The record is from RefSeq and is a predicted model, not a curated record.
AAUACGUAGGUUUUGAACUCAGUUUACAAACUCUAAAGAAUGUGUUUAUCCACAAUCCUAUAGGUUUGACGGAAUGUCGGCAUUUGGUUGAUCUUCAGCUAUUGGAGUCUUUAACAGUGUCAUUACUUGAUUUUGAUGGUAUAAGUAUUCUGGCUGACAUACGUAAUCUCAAAGAACUUAAUAUAAUCGAAACAAACGGAUUGCUCAGCAAACUCUUCCAGGCCUUUGCCAGUAAAAGAGAGCUGAAAUUAAAACACUUGUCUGUACCGAUUGAAUGUGUUGAAGAGUUGAACGAAGUAACGAGAAUAAGAUCGUUGAAAAAAUUAGAUUUAAAAUUUACGAAAGAUUUGAAAACUUUAGAUCUAGGCCAGCUAAGAGAACUCGAAGAGUUGUCUAUGGAAAUUGAGCUAAAAGAAAUCAAGAAUGUUGUAGCCCUCUUGACAUCCUGUAAAAAUCUCGAUGUACUUACGAUUAAAUAUGAGAUCCGACAAGAAGAACAUUUUUUGAAGGAACUUCAGAAUCAUUUAAUGUCUAUAAGGGAUCCCACACUUCAAGAUCCUCUAAAACUUACUUUGCAUAAAACUGAUGGUUCACCAAAUUUCCAUGUGGAAGACGUGAAUGAGACCUACUUGAAGGUGUACUAUACGUACAGUAAAUGGGAUUCCCCUACAGAAAGUAGGGGAAAUGUUUAUAAAAGUGAGAAAAAUUAUAAAUAACUCAAGGCCAUAAAGUUCCACGAACUUUGAAUCAUUAAACUACGCAGCACUACCUAUAAA